Molecule: messenger RNA, 1181 nt
Organism: Cajanus cajan (pigeon pea)
Lineage: Eukaryota; Viridiplantae; Streptophyta; Magnoliopsida; Fabales; Fabaceae
Product: RNA polymerase II, Rpb4, core protein
Biological process (GO): transcription initiation at RNA polymerase III promoter
Cellular component (GO): RNA polymerase III complex
Molecular function (GO): nucleotide binding
Source: RefSeq, a predicted model, not a curated record
UAAAAUAAAACUUGGCCCAGCCCAUUUGGCCCAACCCUAAUUAUUUUUCCACCCUUUCUAAUCGUUUGACUCCGCUGCCUUCCCUCUUUGAAGAAGACAAGUCUGUAGAUGCUGGAGAACACAUAGCCACCAUCGGAGAAGACAGAGUCGCUGUCAGAGAAGACAGAUCGACGGAGAUCCGCCAGAGAAGACAAAUCGACGGAGAUUCAUCGGAGAAGAAUACAGAUCGGCGGAGAUCCGUCGCCCACCGGCGAUCGCGCCGCCACGCUCCGCCGCUUUCGCAGCCGCUCCGACCGCUCCUUCAAAGCGCUCCACAACGAAAUUUUUGAAGCGGCACGGAGUCGCUCCGCUCCGACGCGCGGCGAUUGCGGCCGCGACAACCGCUAUUGAAAUUUUUAUAACCCGGACCACCUGGCACCUAAACAAAUCAAGCAGCAAAGCCAAAGAAAUUGAAUUAAGAAACGAAGGAGACAUUUUCUUUGUGUAGUUACUGCCUUUCCUCUCACUCUCCGUUGUCUAACAGAUGAAGAUCUUGGAGGCUAAUGCUGGUGCACUCACGAAUUUUGAGGUCCUUCAUUUCUUACGAGCUAAAGGAGCUUCAAAGGAUCCAACAAGGGUUAUUGCCAAAGUAGCGCAGUCUGAAUACAAGGUUUAUGAUUAUUUGGUUAACACUGCUGCAUCUGCUCAAACAAGAGAGAACAUCAAAGAUUUCUUGACAAGUGUUAAGCAGCAUGACCUGGCAAAAGCUGAGGUUUUGAACAUAUUAAACACUAGGCCAGUUGCUGAAGUUGAAAUAUUCCCAAUGAUAGAGAAUUGUGAGGAGCGUUUUCCAGACGAAGAGGUGAGUGAAAUAGUAGAGCUGGUGAAGAAAACAUUGCCACCACCUCUCAUUAUGAAGCAGGAAGAAACCGCAACACUGAAAAAUGAACAAGGCAAAGAGAUUAGCCAAGACCAAAAUGAAAACGAAGGUGGAGAACAAAUGGACACUAGUUAAGACGCUACUUUUGACUGCAUGCCUAGUUUUUUGUGGGUCAAAUCAAAUCAAUACAAGGUUUGUGUUAUUUAUUCCACAGGCAACUUUUGUGGUGCAUACGCAGCCUUUGCCUUGCUUGUAUGCUAUUUAUUAUAAUAUUUUAUUGAUUGCUUUAUUUUAGUACAAAAAAUAUAACUCUGUUUAGUCC